Ectocarpus siliculosus is the source of this 2729-nucleotide messenger RNA. The record is from the annotation of a GenBank genome assembly. NCBI's taxonomy places the organism in Eukaryota, Phaeophyceae, Ectocarpales, Ectocarpaceae.
AUGGCGUUGGACCGCUUUCAGGAAGACGAGUUGAUCAAAGACCAUGCUAUCCAGGCAAUCGCCGCCAGCACGCUGAACAGAUCGGUGAGUAACCGGUUGUUUGCUGCCGAAGACGGAAGCGAUGAAGAAGAAGCGGCGGGAGCCCUUGGACCUGCGGAAAUCAAAGGUGCUUUCUUUGACACCGUCAACGUCCACGUCCGACAACCGGAGGAUUACAAGCGAGUUCUUGUCUAUGGCGGCGAGGACGAAUUCGUCGACGAAGACAUGAGGACGUCCUGCGGCCAGCUCAAGACUGCUCUGAACCUGCGCGACAAGUGGUCCACGCUUGGACCUGCCCGGCCUUGUGAAGGAGCGCGCUGUAUGCCACCCCCUCCUUCAGCCUCGUCGCCAGCCCCGUCUCCUGGCAAACCGGUGGAAUUUCGUAGGAGACCUGAGCCCGAAUAUGACCCGUUCGCGCACGACGACGUACCCAUGACCCAUCAUCGUCUGGAAGUGGUCGAGGGAAUUUACUACGCCCUGGUAGAAGGGGAGACGCUUGACACUCCCGGGGUGCGGCUGCCGUCGGUCAAAGAGUUUUUCACAGACCUUAAGGAAUUGAAUGGCAUCAUCCACUCAGGCCCGGUGAAAUCUCUCUGCUUCAAGCGCCUGCAGCUGUUGGAAGCGAGGUUCAAUCUCCAUGUCCUACUGAACCAGGAAGCAGAACUGGCUGCUCAAAAGAGCGUACCACACCGGGACUUCUACAACGUCCGGAAGGUGGACACACAUGUGCACCAUUCGGCCUGCAUGAACCAGAAGCACCUGCUGCGCUUCAUUAAACACAAGCUCAAGCGAUGCCCUAACGAGGUCGUCAGCUACCGGGAUGGGCGCUUCAUGACCCUUCAAGAAGUCUUCAAGUCUCUUCGUCUCAACGCGUACGACCUCAGCGUGGAUACGCUCGACAUGCACGCCAACAACACGUUCCACAGGUUCGACCGUUUCAACCUCAAGUACAACCCAGCGGGACAGAGCCGCUUAAGAGAGAUAUUCCUCAAAACGGAUAACCUGAUUGCCGGUCAGUAUCUCGCGCAGGUCACCCGCGAAGUGAUCGCAGAUCUGGCGAGCAGCAAGUACCAGUGUUCCGAGUGGAGGCUGAGCAUCUACGGCCGGCGGCUAUCAGAGUGGGACAAGCUGGCACGCUGGUUCUUCACCAACCGACUUGCGCACCCGAACGUUCGAUGGUUGAUUCAAAUCCCUCGGCUGUACCACAUCUACAAGAAAAUUGGCGAGGUGCACGUCUUUUCCGACAUGAUCAACAACAUCUUCGCACCGCUCUUUGAGGUGUCUGUUAAUCCAGACGCGAACCUCGCCCUGCACGCCUUCCUCAAGACAGUGGUUGGAUUCGACUCCGUCGACGACGAGAGCAAGCGAGAGACGGUCCAGCUGGACCAUGACAGAUAUCUCCCGUCCCCGGAAGAGUGGGGCAUCCCGGACAACCCUCCGUACGCGUACUGGAGCUACUACGUGGCUCAGAACAUCACGAGCCUCAAUCGUCUUAGAAAGUCUAAGGGAUUAAACACCUUCGAAUAUCGCCCGCACUGUGGCGAGGCAGGCGAUGUCGAGCAUCUGGCGGCGUGCUUCCUACUUGCAGACCAGAUCAACCACGGUCUCUUGCUGCGGAAGGUCCCAGGCCUCCAGUACCUGUACUACCUGAGAAGCAUUGGGAUUGCGAUGUCUCCGCUGUCGAACAACAAGCUGUUCUUGGACUACGCCAAAAACCCGUUUCCAAGAUAUUUCGCGCAAGGCCUCAACGUGUCGCUCUCCACAGAUGACCCAUUAAUGCUUCACUACACGAAAGAUCCGCUGCUCGAAGAGUACAGCGUCGCGGCGCAAGUUUGGAAGCUGUCAUCUGUGGAUCACUGUGAGAUCGCGCGCAACAGCGUGCUGCAGAGUGGGUACGAACAUCGCUUCAAGCAGCACUUCCUUGGAGCCGGUUACGACAAGGGAGCUGACGGAAAUGACAUCAGUAUGACCAACGUGCCAGAUAUCCGACUGAGGUACAGGCACGAAACGCUUUCAUCUGAGCUGCAAUUCGUCGAGAUGGGAGGGGACGUUCGGCUUUCUCUUGAGGAGCGUGCGGUCGCCACAGCCUACGGGACGAAGCCGAAGUAGCUCGACUCUUUUUUCUAGCCGCUUCUUUCGGCCCGCACACAGCCGCAAAGUGUAUGUACACAUAGGUUGUACCCCAAGUGGGCAAAGAGAUUGGAUGUUUUGCCAGGCUGGCUGGGAUGCCCUCCGGCCCCUGAUCCUUCGGGACCAAGCAUAUACCAUGGUACAGUAUGUUGUUAAAGGCGUUAACGCUCUCUAUCUUAUCUGCCGAAUGGCGGUGUUCCUAGCAUCUACCCAACGAUUUACGUUGUUUUUUCGCUGCACCAUGAGCUCCAAAUACCAGCCGAAGGGCUUCUUUCUUUGUCUAGGAAACAGUUCAGCAUUAGCUCUGUGUACCUUAAUGCGGCGGAGAAGAUAUUUACGUGCUGCUCUCCAAGCAAGUCUCGGCCCACUAUUUUUGGCAUUCAAAGUCAAAUUCCCGGACGAGCGCUACUCCUCCACCGCUUCACGAUCUCUGCGAUUCGCCUCUCGCUCGAUGCAAACACAUCACUGCCGUCUCUACCGUAUUCAACUCGUGCCAUAUCUUAAUACCCCCAGCACCCCGAAUGCGAUGAACAAUGCGGUCACCCCCAUCACCCGCCCCC